Panonychus citri (citrus red mite) is the source of this 1685-nucleotide messenger RNA. RefSeq names its product transcription initiation factor IIA subunit 1-like (gene TfIIA-L). Gene Ontology annotation, biological process: transcription by RNA polymerase II; transcription initiation at RNA polymerase II promoter. The record is from RefSeq and is a predicted model, not a curated record. The transcript has 8 exons. Gene Ontology annotation, cellular component: transcription factor TFIIA complex. Bases 145 to 1467 code for a protein of 440 amino acids. Lineage: Eukaryota; Metazoa; Arthropoda; Arachnida; Trombidiformes; Tetranychidae.
CUCUCAAAGCUGUGGCAUCAAUUUUACUCUUUGAAAUCCUUUUGGUCAUUUGUGUUGAUUGUUUAAUUAAAUCAUUUGCUUAGAUUUUGACUAAUUGGUUUAUGUUUAGUUCCUUCUUGAAGAGUCGCGCUUACCUAAUUUACCAUGUCCUCAGUGUCAGUGCCGAAACUCUAUCGCUCCGUAAUUGAGGAUGUUAUUAAUGGUGUUCGUGAUCUGUUCUUAGAUGAUGGGGUUGAUGAACAAGUUUUGAUCGAUUUGAAGCAAACUUGGUACAAAAAAGUCGAAGAAACAAAGGCUUUAAUUGAUGAGAAUAAUAAGGAUAAAGGAGCUUCAACGACCGGAGCAUCUUCCAAUUCUAAUUCUACAACUUUAAGCACAACUACAACCAUCACACCCGCAACUCGUCCUGUUACUGCAGCACAGUCACAGGUCACUCAAGUAAUUGCAUCGAAUCAACCUCGUCACAUUACCACAGGUAGCUCAGGUUUACCUACACAGACCUCAAUUACUCAAGUAAUUACUACAAAUCAGCCUCGUACACUUAACGCCGGUGGCUCAUCAUCUUAUUCUCAACCAGCGCAGAUCAGUCAAGUAAUACCCUCUAACCAGCCUCGUACACUUACUACAAUUGGCACGACAUUGCCCCAACAGACACAAAUUACUCCAGUAAUUGCUACGAAUCAAGCUCGUCACAUUACCACUGCUGGUGGCUCUGGUUUGCCGCAACAGCUUAGUUUUCCUUCUGGAAGUGUAAUUCCACACACGGUUCUACAAUUUCCCUCCGGAGAAAGAAUUGAUGGCUCUAAAUCAGUGCCUAGUGGUAAAGUUAUUUUUCUCAAUACACAAGCUUCUGGAUUAAUGAGCUCUUCUGCUACUACUGCUAGCCUUGCAUUGCCUCCUGAAUUGGCCUCUAGUUUACUUCAACAAGCUAAUAAUCCUAAUAAUAGCGGUGGCGUUAUCAAUAUUCAAUCAAUGCAGCCCCAAGAAUUAGUUGUCCGACACACAAGCAAUCCUACGAGUGUUAUUAAUGGCCCAACGACUAUCCAAUUUCAACCUGCUUCAGGUGAUCAGCGAGCGACAAGGCCUCCUCACCCAAACAGCUCGGGAGGAACCACUAAUGUGGUUCAAUUAGAUGGUCCUAAUGACAAUAGUAGUGAUGACGAUGAUGACGACGACGAAUUUCGUGACAAUGACGAUGACCAUGAAGAUGAUGACAAUGAUCAAAAUGAUGACGAAAAUGAGUAUACAGGCGAGGAGGAGGUAAGCGUUGAGCCAUUAAAUUCAGAGGAUGAUGUCAGUGAUGAAGAUCCACAUGAGCUAUUUGAUACUGAUAAUGUUGUUGUCUGUCAAUAUGACAAAAUCACCCGAAGUCGUAACAAAUGGAAGUUCCAUCUCAAAGACGGUAUUAUGAAUCUCCAAGGAAAAGAUUACGUAUUUCAGAAAGCUAUUGGUGAUGCUGAGUGGUGAUUAGUUAAUCACAAUUGGGAUGCAAAAUCUGUGUAAUCAUUCAAAAAUCCUGAAGGAUUGUCAACACAACUAAAACAAGAUUCAAUGUUUUAUGUGAGCCAAAUUCAUUUGAGUGAAAAAAAAGACAAUGUUCUACAUCAAUUUUGUUAAUAAUUGGCUCGUAUAAUUUCAAACUAAAAAAUUAAUCGUGAAAUACAGUUGCUUAUUUAAAUAUACUA